Molecule: messenger RNA, 975 nt
Organism: Ectocarpus siliculosus
Lineage: Eukaryota; Phaeophyceae; Ectocarpales; Ectocarpaceae
Source: the annotation of a GenBank genome assembly
GGCUGCUCUGCUCUGUGCUGUCUCCCAUCACCCGCACCGGUGAACGCAGACGAAGGGAGAAUCCACAGCCCAACCGCAAGCAACCGCCCACCUUAAUUCCGUGGCGCUUCUCCAUCAACAUGAGUCGCAGCCAUGUGAGCAACACCACCCUCUCCCUGGGCUCGACUGGCGAACCCGCCACACCGAAUGGCAAAAAAAUGGUCUGGAACCGGCGUAAGCAGCAGUGGAUAGAGGUGGACGUGACGGAAGAGUCUCCCAGCAAGGCCGCCGCCGCCUCCCCGACCUCCUCCACCGCCCUCUCCUCCAACGCCUAUGCGUCCGGGGUGAACCAGAACGCCGGAAACUUCCUCACCGACAAGCCCAUCACCCGAAUCCACGCGCCGCCGGGGGGCGCGUCCUCCAUCAGCUUCGGCGACCAACACACCGGGCCCACCGCGGCAGCGGCGGGCGUGACGACCAAGACGCAGGACCAGCAGGGGCUGGUGCUCGGCACCCCGACGCAGCCGACGACGCCGGAGUCGGCCGAGUCCACGGAGGAGGGACCCGCCCCGAUACCCAUGAUGGAGCUGCCCCCCGCACCGCCGGCUGUCGAGGAGGAGGCGGAGGAAGAGGCUGCGGUGGUGCCCCCGCCGGCACCGGAAGAGGUAGUAGAGGCGGAGGAGGCCGCAGCACCAUCAUCUGCCGCGGCCGCGGUCUCUUCGAACGCGUACGCUAGCGGAUCCAACCAAAACUCGGGGAACUUCAUGACGGGGCGCCCGACCACGCGCGUUCGCGCCCCGCCGGGCGGGGCCAGCUCCAUCACCUUCGGAUGAUGAUGAUGACGACGACGAUGAUGAUGGUGGGGGCGCAAUCCCGUUCUUCGAUGGUAGGGUGUACGUGUGUGUUGGAACGUAGCUGCUCCUGGUGUCGCGACGGCACAAGCGAGACGCCGCCGGCGGUGCAACAAAAGAUACACGAAUCUUCUCCUUUUCAAAA